Molecule: messenger RNA, 3536 nt
Organism: Marchantia polymorpha subsp. ruderalis
Lineage: Eukaryota; Viridiplantae; Streptophyta; Marchantiopsida; Marchantiales; Marchantiaceae
Source: the annotation of a GenBank genome assembly
UCUGCAUCGUCCGUCCAGCCGGCGGGCGCUAGGGACGGUGGGAGCGACGGAGGGCGGGCAGCUUCUUCGGAUGCCUUUGUUCGUCUCGAAGAAGAUCGGACCUCGCGGAUCUCCGACUGACAGUCGUCGAGUGGUGAGUUUGAUCCUUGUCACUGAGAAUCAGGAGAAAUCGUCCAUAAUGUCUAUCAUUGAAUCAACAAUAGGUUUUCGAGAGUCGUAUAGUAAUCGGGAAUUGAGAGUUGCCGGUGCUUGAAUGGCCUUUUCGGUGACUGGAUCUCAGAUUUCUCCAUGAGGUGGAAGAUUUGGGCAAUUGUAGAUCGGGAGAAGUCAUCCGCUGUCUGGAGUGCUGGUAAUCUCCGAACACGUCAUGGCAAGUGGUUUGCGGACCCUCGAAGUCAGCGGCGUGGGUCACUGUGAUCAAGGGCACAUGUAGUGCCUGUUUCUUAGAAGAUUAUCUGCACAGGGUUUACGACUUAGAACUUACUUCCAUGGGAACUUCUGACAGACCUCCAGCCCGGGCUGGAGCUUGGGCUGUUCCGCUGCACUCUCGCAACCCCGGCCAAGGUUCAGCGAGUUCUAGUGCAACAGUGUCGACGAGCAACCAAGUGUUUGCUGCUGAUAGAAAUCUCAGCAACAAAGAUGUGACCAACAAGGUUUCAGUAGCAGAGUACGAGGAUUCUGACAGUAGUGAAGACCAUGAAGACGGAAAAACAGAUGUGGAAGCGCUGCAAGCGGCAAUCUUCGGCGAAUACACCGGAGGUGAAAGCCUGGAUGAUCUGAACGAUGCUGGCAUUGCGAAAAUUCGCGGUCUUCUGGUUGCAGCUCGGAGUGGAGGAACUGCCUGCCUCAUAUGCUUGGAACGCGUGAGGGCAACCGAUCAUGUGUGGGAUUGCAAGUCUGGAUGCUAUGCUAUCUUCCACAUCACGUGCAUACAAUCAUGGGCAAGACAAGCCCUCAAUGCGGCAGAGCUGAGAGCUUUGAACAGACUGUCUGCCGAAAGUUUCCCAGGUGCAGCAGCUGCAAGUGUCCGCUGGCACUGUCCAAAAUGCCGUGCAGAAUACACGAGCUCACAAAUCCCCCGAGAGUAUCGUUGUUUCUGCAGCAAGGAGGUGAAUCCAGGCUCGGAUCCUUGGCUCACUCCUCACACUUGCGGAGAAAGAUGUGGCAGGCAGCUCGACGGAGACUGCGGACACGAAUGCAAGCUCCUCUGUCACCCGGGGCCAUGCCCUCCGUGCCCGCAGCUGGUACGAGUGUCAUGCUUCUGCGGUGCCAAAUCCGAGGUCCGUCGAUGCGGUCGAAGCAAAUUCUCCUGCGAGAGCCCGUGCAGGAAGACUCUCGCAUGCAGGAAACAUGUCUGCGAAGGAAAUUGCCACGACGGAGACUGUGCACCCUGCACCAAAACAGACAAAUACUCGUGCCAAUGCAAGAAGGAAGUAGCAGUCCGCCCUUGUGUGGAUUCGGUCUUCCGGUGCGAGCAUCCCUGCGAGCGAGAGCUCAGUUGCAAGAGACAUGUCUGCGAGAGAGGGUGCCACGCAGGAGCAUGCGGCGAAUGCAAACUGGCAGGAAGGAGGAGCUGCCCCUGCGGCAAGAAAGAGUACAAAGGCGUGGGCUGUGAAAGGGCCGUUCCUACUUGCGGAUCAACGUGCGAGAAAAUGCUGUCCUGCUCGAAGCACCGGUGCCAAGAGCGUUGCCACACGGGGCCUUGCAACACCACCUGCCGAAUCGUUCUCGUCAAAGCCUGCCAUUGCGGUGGCCUCAAAAAGGAGGUUCCAUGCCAUCAAGAGUUCAUGUGUGACAGAAAGUGUCAGCGUAUUCGCGAUUGCACCCGACAUCCUUGCAGAAAGCGUUGCUGCGACGGCGAUUGUCCACCUUGUCAUGAGGUUUGUGGUAAGAGGCUCAGGUGUAAGAAUCACAAGUGCCCAGCACCAUGUCACAGAGAAGCAUGCGCUCCUUGUCCCGUCUCAGUACGAAUAUCGUGCGCAUGUGGGGUGACCUCAUUCGAAGUACCUUGUGGUAUGGAGAAGGACCAGAAGCCCCCUAGAUGCUCAAAACGGUGUCAGAUACCUCCACGUUGUUCUCAUGGUGCACUCUGUAAGCCCCAUGCUUGUCAUUAUGGACCAUGUCCUCCGUGUCAGCUUCCAUGCAAAGCAGAGCUGCCAUGUGGUCAUAAAUGUAACAAAAGGUGUCAUGGACCGAGGCCAGUUCCAAAUCCUGAGUAUACGCUAAAACCAAAGAAAAAGAAGAAGGUUUUCGAAGAUCCCAAUGCAGUCAUGGGACGUCCUUGCCCACCUUGUGUAGAGAUCAUUACUAAACAGUGCCUUGGCCAACACCUGGGGAUAGAAAGAAUGAUGGUGUGCUCAGAGGCCAAAGAAUUUCAAUGCGGAAAUGCUUGUGGAAACCUACAAUCAUGUGGCAAUCACUUCUGCAACAAACCUUGUCACUUCAUUCAAACAGCUUCGGGGUCGGAUAGAAGUAUAUCGUUGCAAGGGACAAAGGAAGCUGAUUCUUCUGACACAUGUGAGCAGUGUCCUUUAGAAUGCCAGAAGAAACGUACCUUAUGCCCUCAUCCAUGCCCGUUGCCUUGUCAUCCGGGAGAUUGUCCACCCUGCAAGGUUCUUGUGAAGAGAGGCUGUUAUUGCGAGACCAUGGUCCAUGUUUAUGACUGUGAUAGUUUCACAGCUGCUUCUGCCAAACUAAAGGCCAAAAUGCUCUCAUGUGGAGGUCCUUGUCAUAGGAAAUUGCCAAAUUGUGCUCAUAUGUGUUCAGACAUAUGCCAUCUUGGUCCUUGUCAGAUGGCUAAUAGUUGUCGGAAGAAGGUAAUAGUGAGAUGUGAAUGCCAACGUUUGAAAAAAGAAUGGCUCUGCUCUGAGGUACAAGGUGCUCAACGAGCCAGCCAAGAGGAAAAAUCAAGAACGUUGAUAGGUCUGCUACCCUGCGACCAGAUUUGCUUGAAGUUGGCUGCUGAGAAGAAGGCCAAAGAGGAGACUGAGCAGCAACUUCGGCAAAGAAGGGCAAAAGAGGCAGAGGCCCAGGUAGCAACGCCGAGCUUAGGAAAGCGAAGGAAAAAUCGAUAUCAGGUGGAAUCUCAGCAAGAAACCACAAGGUUUCAGGAAUUUAUGUCAGCUGCUAGAAAGGUGGCAACCGUUGCAGUCGUCGUUGUGCUCGUAUGCUUGGUUGGAUAUUUUGGCUUUAAAGGGUUACUUGAGCUUAAUACGUGGAUGAAUAGAAGAGACAUAGAGAGAAUGAAGAAAAGGCCUACAUAUGGCCCUCGGUUUUGAUUUAUUGAGUUAGUAGUCCAUCAGUAUUAAAGCUCAAUCUUUAGUAGAGAACACCGCGGGCACUAGGUUUAUUCUUCAGAAGCUCUGCCUCAGUUCGAAUCCUUAUUAGCAAUUAGAUCUAGAACUGACGGAAUGGUAUUGAUGAUCACGAUUUGGAAUGACAGAUAUUUAGGAACGUUUUUUGGAACCAUACAUCAAACAUUCUUUAUAGCACAUGUGCGGAUUUUUGGAUUGAAAACUUGUGCAGGUUUUGUCAGA